AUGACGCAUGCUGAGUACACGGAUGACGACGACGCGAUCGUGUGUGCUUCCGUACACGAUACCUCCGAUGACAAUAGACACACGGAACGUAUAGACGAAAAUCGAUCGGCACCGUUGAGGCUGCGGGAGAGCGAACACGGAAAAGAUGAGGAUAUGAGAAAUAAGCACAACAGAAUGAGGCCAGCGGGACGUUAGUG
Molecule: messenger RNA, 197 nt
Organism: Cylicostephanus goldi
Lineage: Eukaryota; Metazoa; Nematoda; Chromadorea; Rhabditida; Strongylidae
Source: the annotation of a GenBank genome assembly